AUGACAACCAAGAGAGCCAUGGAAGACAGCCCAUGCUCUAGCAGUACUAGCAACAAGAGACGCCGAAAGAUGAUGAGCAAGCGCGUUCACUUUGCCGUCUUUGACGACGACGAUUCAAUUCCUCCCCACGAAACCAUCCACAUUGUCCCUCGUGUUUCCGAAAUGGAUGCUCCUUCGGUCUGGUAUUCCACCGAAGAGUUUCAUCACACGCGACGUUGCGACGCUCAUUGGAUUCGUUUCUACAACAAUUCCACUUCUAGCCAAGAAGAAGACUACAAACAACACUUGUUUCGUGUCUUGGGCACCGCUUGCGGGAAAAUGGAGCAAGACACUCACUCCAUCACUGAAUUGGCCGAUAGUCCACUGCGAGGAUUGGAACGGGAAAUGACACCCUGCUUUCGACUCCGCAAAAAACACAUUGUCCAAAAUGUUCUCACCAGUCAAAAGGCGCUGGUCGCAUGGAACAAACAACAGCAAUCAACUACUACUUGUAGUAGUGAUAAGGGCGCCGAGAUUUUGGCGUCGCACUAUCGCAAACUGGCGCUUCCCGCCUCGCGGUUUGCACGGUUAUUGGCACAAGGAGACGCACAGGUCGUUGCCUCAACAAUGUAA
Molecule: messenger RNA, 612 nt
Organism: Seminavis robusta
Lineage: Eukaryota; Bacillariophyta; Bacillariophyceae; Naviculales; Naviculaceae
Source: the annotation of a GenBank genome assembly